GGCACGCUCCCACCGUGCACGGCCAAGAAAACUUAUUUAAAAAGGGCUGGUGGUGCGCACACUCCCCAGUCCCCACAUGAGCCUCUAACCCGCAAUGUAGCUGACGCGGAUCUUUACACCGUGCGUUGUUACCGGUUCUUACGGCUUGGAGAGGCACAGUACAAUCGUCGGAAUCCGGACCGCCAGGAUGAUCCGGCCGUGGGCUGCACUCCAGUGGGUCACAAUGGCGCUUGUGUACCGGGCCUUGUGUACCGCGGCUCAGUACUCCAGCGAUCUGUGCAACUGGCGAGGAAGUGGUCUGACCCACGAGUCGCAUCGCAGAGACGUGGAGCAGGUCUACUUACGCUGCUCCCAGGGCUCGUUGGAGUGGCUCUACCCGACUGGCGCCAUCAUCGUCAACCUGCGUCCAAACACAGAACCGACAUCGGCAAACAUGGCAGGUCUACAUGCGUGCGUCAAACCCCAGCGUCACUCACAGGGUUCUCACCUCUAUUUGGAGCGAACCGGUGAUCUGAGGCUGCUGAUGGCCGAGAGUGAACAGCCGCAGGGAAAAAUACGUUGUUUCAGCCUGGCCAACGGAGCUCUCUUUGUGGAGGCCGUCCACCAGGCAGACAUCAGUCGCAGGAUAACUGCUUUCCAAUACGAGCUGGUGUCCAGCAAAGGGCCCGGAGCACACCUGUACCCACACCUUCAACCUGGUUUUGUCACUUGUGAACCGUGUUCGGAUGAAGAAGUCCUCUUGGCUGUCUGCACCAGUGACUUUGCGGGCAGCGGCACCUUUGAAGCCGUGCUAUCGAUCGGCGACGAGCACUCCCAGGCCGAGCUGACUCUGAGCCGACUCUUCCGCCAGAAGAACAGAAUGUUUGUCAGCGGUGGGGCCAAAGUGCGGCGCUGGACGGGGCGUGUCAGCAUUCCCACAAAGUGUGGCCUUCCCCACAGAGGAGACGAGUACCUUUUUACCGGCUCGGUCCAUUUUGGUGAAGCGUGGCUUGGCUGCGCGCCUCGCUAUAAGGACUUCCUGAGGCUUUACGGCAGAGCGCGGAGCACAGGAACCAACCCUUGUCAAGUUGACGUUGACUGAGGGAAUGCAAAGUGGAACAGCCGGAAAGCUUGAGAAUGGAGGUCAUCUACAACCUUGUAUUGUUGCUGUGCAGCAAAUCUGUAAACAAUGGACCUCUCCGAGGGCUUUCUUCUCGACAAAAUGUUAUUGAUGGUAAAGGUUGGUUUUCGUCAUCUGGUUCCAAUGGAAUCAAAUUAAUAUCUUAGAGCUUAUUACUACAUGAUUUGAAGAGACUAGAUGAAAUAUUUUACACGGGGUAUGAAGUAUUAUUUCUCAAUUGCUAUUGAGUUUGUCUGACAUUAUGAAUAGGCGUUCAUUUUUUCAUUUUCAUUCAUUUUUAUGGCUUGUAAAUUCUUGUUUAAGGUAACGUUCCUGCAAGAUUUAGAAAAAAAGACAUUUUGCUUUAUCAAAGAAAAAAUUGACUAUGCUGGUGAAAAGUAACAUAGUGAGCUUGUGUAAAAUGUUCUGUACUUCGAGUCACUGAAGUAUCAAAUGUCAUCAUGUGCUGUUAUCAUACCUGCCAAUCAAUGAAUUUAAUCAAAUUAUUUGUUAUUGAAUAUAAUGCUGUUGCCAAGUCAUUGUACCAGGAUAAGUGUUUGUAAAUAAUGAGAUAUGAAGCACUAACUUGUUUGGAACUUCCUAAAAUAAUGGCCUAAGUACUUUUUUCAAUUUCUUUCAGCAAACAAAAAGAUUUAACCAAAUACUUAUUUUUAGUUUCAUUUCAGGAGACGUUAAACAUAAAAAAAAAAAAGCUUUUUGUCAAAACACAACUUAGUCCAUUAUUUUUAAGAGGUUGAUAUUUUCCUCAAGGUGAUACUUUGUUUGAUCAUUCUUGAAUUGAAUGUUUGCUUUGUAAAAAGCUCUGUUAAAAACAGGAUCAUCUUCUUUCAGAUGUGUGUAAUAUUCAACUCUGUGAGUCUUUAUAUAUCAUGUAUUUUGCCAGUUAUCCUCAUGUUUUGCUGUGUCUAUAUUUACAGAUUUUUUUUUUAAUUGAUCUUCCUAUUUUUAGAUUUUUUUUGCGCAAAACUGAUUUGGUCAUUCACAAACUUGUGGUAAAUGUAAAUAAUGUCAUAUCAAUUGAAAAACUACCAGAAUUCCGAAAAAUAAAUGUGUUGUGCGUUGACUGGAGAGCAAUAAAACAUUUUGGCAGUUUCA
This is a messenger RNA of Syngnathus acus (greater pipefish), 2215 nucleotides long. It is a transcript of the gene metrnlb, whose product is annotated as meteorin like, glial cell differentiation regulator b. Gene Ontology annotation, molecular function: hormone activity. The record is from RefSeq and is a predicted model, not a curated record. The transcript has 5 exons. Gene Ontology annotation, biological process: energy homeostasis; positive regulation of brown fat cell differentiation. Bases 188 to 1081 code for a protein of 297 amino acids. Lineage: Eukaryota; Metazoa; Chordata; Actinopteri; Syngnathiformes; Syngnathidae.